GCGCAGAACUGGUCACGUGCCCGGAUAUGGGAAGCGGUGAGGAGCGGCCGCUUCCCGUUCACCGGUUAAUUGAGGGGCACAGCCUGGGAGCGGUGGUCGCCGCGGCCGCACCCCGCUUCCGUCUGGGAGGACCCGCCGCGGCACAGCUGGGCUCGGUCCGGCCUUGCGCUUCUUGGUUACACACCUGGGAAGGCAGCCGUGCUUGGGCAUUACCACCCAGACAGGAAUCCAGAGUUCCUCCUCCUGACUUCUGCCUGACCCAGACCUGGCUGUUGUGGCUGUUUGGGGAGUGAAACAGUAGAUGGAAAAGCUCUCUCUCUGUUACUCUGCUUUUCAGCUAAGAGAAAAUGACAGCAAUCAAGCAUGCAUUACAAAGAGACAUCUUUACACCAAAUGAUGAACGUCUGCUGAGCAUUGUGAAUGUCUGCAAAGCAGGGAAAAAGAAAAAGAACUGCUUUUUGUGUGCUACAGUGACAACAGAGCGCCCUGUGCAGGUGAAGGUGGUCAAAGUGAAGAAAUCGGAUAAGGGAGAUUUCUACAAAAGGCAGAUUGCCUGGGCCCUUCGAGACCUUGCUGUGGUGGAUGCCAAAGAUGCCGUCAAAGAGAAUCCUGAAUUUGAUUUACAUUUUGAAAAAAUAUACAAAUGGGUUGCCAGCAGCACUGCUGAAAAGAACGCAUUCAUUUCAUGCAUUUGGAAGUUGAAUCAGCGAUAUCUCCGGAAGAAAAUUGAUUUUGUCAAUGUUAGUUCACAGCUUUUGGAAGAACUGCCUAAAGUUACAGAAGAAUCUGUUCCAAGUGGAGAAAAUCAGAGCGUAACAGGAGGUGAUGAAGAAGCAGUAGAUGAAUACCAGGAGUUAAAUGCAAGAGAAGAGCAGGACAUUGAGAUAAUGAUGGAAGGCUGUGAAUAUGCAAUCUCGAAUGCUGAGGCCUUUGCAGAAAAGUUGUCCAGAGAGCUGCAGGUGCUAGAUGGGGCCAACAUCCAGUCAAUCAUGGCCUCUGAGAAACAAGUGAACAUCCUGAUGAAGUUGCUGGAUGAGGCUCUCAAGGAGGUGGACCAGAUUGAAUUGAAGCUGAGCAGCUAUGAGGAAAUGCUCCAAAGCGUGAAAGAACAGAUGGAUCAGAUUUCCGAGAGCAACCACCUCAUCCACCUUAGCAACACCAAUAACGUCAAGCUCCUGUCUGAGAUAGAGUUCCUUGUGAACCACAUGGACUUGGCCAAAGGUCAUAUAAAGGCCCUCCAGGAGGGAGAUCUUGCUUCUUCCAGAGGCAUUGAGGCCUGCACCAACGCUGCUGAUGCCCUUCUGCAGUGCAUGAACGUGGCUCUUCGACCAGGCCAUGACAUGCUUCUGGCAGUCAAGCAGCAGCAGCAGCGUUUCGGCGACCUGAGAGAGCAUUUUGCCCGGAGACUGGCCAGUCACCUCAACAACGUGUUUGUUCAGCAGUUUACUCAGGCCCUCCUUCAGCUCUAUAACAGGUCCUACUUUCUUUCGGUUCCUGGUCAUGAUCAGAGUUCGACUCUUGCUCAGCACUCCACUGAACUGACUUUACCCAAUCAUCAUCCAUUUCAUAGAGACUUGCUCCGCUACGCCAAGCUGAUGGAGUGGCUCAAGAGUACAGAUUACGGAAAAUAUGAAGGACUAACAAAGAAUUACAUGGAUUAUUUGUCCCGACUGUAUGAAAGAGAGAUCAAAGAUUUCUUUGAAGUUGCAAAGAUCAAGAUGACUGGCACAACUAAAGAAAGCAAGAAGUUUGCUACACUGCCUCGAAAAGAAAGUGCUGGCAAACAGGAAACAGAGAGUCUUCAUGGAAGUUCCGGGAAAUUAACUGGAUCUACUUCUAGUCUAAAUAAACUCAGCGUUCAGAGUUCAGGGAAUCGCAGAUCUCAGUCAUCAUCUCUGUUGGAUAUGGGGAACAUGUCUGCCUCUGACCUCGAUGUUGCUGACAGAACCAAGUUUGAUAAGAUCUUUGAACAGGUACUCAGUGAACUGGAGCCCCUGUGUUUGGCCGAACAGGAUUUCAUAAGUAAAUUUUUCAAACUGCAGCAACAUCAGAGUAUACCUGGAGCUAUGGCUGAAACGGAGGACCUGGAUGGAGGAACAUUGUCACGACAGCAUCCUUCUGGCACACCGUUGCCCAUUUCAUCUGACAAAGAUAUGAUCCGCCAAAUGAUGAUUAAAAUAUUUCGCUGCAUUGAGCCAGAACUGAACAACCUAAUUGCGUUAGGAGACAAAAUCGAUAGCUUUAACUCCCUCUACAUGCUGGUGAAAAUGAGUCAUCACGUGUGGACUGCACAAAAUGUGGACCCUGCUUCUUUUCUGAGUACUACAUUGGGAAACGUCUUGGUGACUGUCAAAAGGAACUUUGACAAAUGCAUUAGUAACCAAAUAAGACAAAUGGAAGAAGUAAAAAUCUCAAAGAAGAGUAAAGUUGGAAUUCUUCCAUUUGUUGCUGAAUUUGAAGAAUUUGCUGGACUUGCAGAAUCAAUCUUUAAGAAUGCUGAGCGGCGUGGAGAUCUAGAUAAAGCAUAUACAAAACUUAUCAGAGGAGUGUUUGUUAAUGUGGAGAAAGUAGCAAGCGAGAGCCAGAAGACCCCCAGGGAUGUGGUCAUGAUGGAGAACUUUCACCACAUUUUUGCAACUCUUUCUCGCUUGAAAAUCUCAUGUCUAGAAGCUGAAAAAAAAGAAGCCAAACAAAAAUACACAGAUCACCUUCAGUCAUACGUCAUUUACUCUUUAGGACAACCUCUUGAAAAACUGAAUCACUUCUUUGAAGGCGUCGAAGCCCGAGUAGCACAGGGCAUAAGAGAGGAGGAAGUAAGCUACCAACUUGCGUUUAACAAGCAGGAGCUUCGCAAAGUCAUCCGAGAGUACCCUGGGAAGGAGGUGAAGAAGGGCCUGGACAACCUGUACAAGAAAGUUGAUAAGCACCUGUGUGAGGAAGAGAACUUACUGCAGGUGGUGUGGCACUCCAUGCAGGAUGAGUUCAUACGCCAGUACAAGCACUUCGAAGGCUUGAUUGCUCGCUGUUACCCUGGGUCAGGUGUCACCAUGGAAUUCACUAUUCAGGACAUUCUGGAUUAUUGCUCCAGCAUUGCACAGUCCCACUAGGCUCUGGGAAGAAGGGAAGACGAAUGAGCGAAGCACUCGGAGUACAACAGACGCACUGUAGCAGCAGUGAGCAGCUGAGCUGGGAGCCCGAACAUACAACAUUACGUAUUAUUAAGUGUCCGCCCAGUGGGUGUGUUACUACAGUGUUUUAAGUGCAAAGGUACCAACCCAAACGGCACUUUUAAUUGCCCGGCAGGUUGUGUGCUAACUUCAAGCAUUUAUCUCUUCAUAAAUGCUUUUGGCACUUUCCAGCGACUGAAGGGGAUUUUUCUCUGUUGCCUAGCUUCGUGAGGUGGAGAGUGGUUAUCCUGUCCGCAGUGCAUCGGGAGUGCUUCAGUGGUCCCCGUUUCUCUGUUGCUUAUAGAUCAUGUAACUACUAAUAUAUUGUACAGAAGUUCCUUCCCGCUCCAAGGAGCGUGGGUAAGGGAGCUUAUGUAGUUGUCAGCGGUAAACUCAUUUUGAGGAUUAAGUGACUGUGUAGUAAUAAAUCUAAAAUAAAGAAAUUUUCAAAGAA
Molecule: messenger RNA, 3621 nt
Organism: Oryctolagus cuniculus (rabbit)
Lineage: Eukaryota; Metazoa; Chordata; Mammalia; Lagomorpha; Leporidae
Gene: EXOC1
Product: exocyst complex component 1
Biological process (GO): Golgi to plasma membrane transport; exocytosis
Cellular component (GO): plasma membrane; exocyst
Molecular function (GO): phosphatidylinositol-4,5-bisphosphate binding
Source: RefSeq, a predicted model, not a curated record